AAAAGGUAAGUCGUCCGUCCGUCCUGCCCCGUGGACGGACUGCCCGCGACCGUCCAGAUAGUAUCACUGUCCGCGUCGCUAGCCUCAGACCCCAGUGUGAGGGAGCUGGUCCAAUACCCCGGGCCACUUGUCAAAGGUAAGUCGUCCGUCCGUCCUGCCCCGUGGACGGACUGCCCGCGACCGUCCAGAUAGUAUCACUGUCCGCGUCACUAGCCUCAGACCCCAGUGUGAGGGAGCUGGUCCAAUACCCCGGGCCACUUGUCAAAGGAGUUACCCAUAAGAAGAGCGUGAUAGAGUAUUGCGCGAGCCGCGUUCGAAACGCCGGAGGUCGCGGUGACGUCAUCGGUUACGUGUUGCUCUGGCAGCUGUUAGCUUUGUUACUCAAGCAAAAUGGGGUGGUGGUCGGUAUCGAUAUCGCCGAGCUUUUGAUGAAGAAUAAGCGAGAUUAUGAAUUCAAUACGAACGCGAAAACUACGCAGCAAGCCGACGGUCGAGGAUCGAGCGUUUCAGAGGAAGACGCCAUUGCAGCACCGGUGACAGAACAAACCUCACCCGAAGAGCCCAGUAUCGCGCGGCAGAGCGGCAUCGACGAUAAGGCCGCUUUGGACCAAUUGAGAGAAUAUCUGACUUAUGGAAACAGGCAGGAGGCUAUCGAAUGGGCGAUGUCCCACAACCUGUGGGGUCACGCGUUCCAGCUGUGCGCGCACGCUGACCGGCGCACGCGCGCCGCCGUAGCCGCGCGCUUCGUGGCCGGCGUGCCGCGCAACGAUCCACUCCACACGCUUUACCACACGCUGGCGGGACGCCAGCCUCCCGAGUCUGAGUGGAGUGACUGGCGUGCACACGCUGCCAUCAUACUAUCUAACACUUCGGCAAAACCAGAGAACGAAACAAGGACGCUUACGCAACUUGGUGACUCCCUCAUCUCCCGCGGUCUCCUCUACUCCGCCCAAUUCUGCUACGUCUCUGCCCGCGUCCCCUUCUCCCGCCACCCCCUCGCCCCCUUCGCCGCUCCCCCCUCCGUCCCGACCUCGCCGCCUCGCCUCGCUCUACUCCUCGCCGAUUCGAGGGCCGACUCGCUAAACCAACUCGCUAAGAAUGAGGCUAUAUUCGCUACGGAGAUAUACGAAUACGCGCUUUCGUUGAGUCAGGAUUAUUGUAUCGGUGAAUUGCAGGCAUAUAAAUUCCUUCUGGCGUGCCGUUUAGUGGACGCCGGAGAGUAUGAACGCGCAUUGGCGUACACGGAGGCACUGGCUCGGGCUGUGACGCGAUCGCCGCGGGACUAUCCGCAGCAGCUAGUCGCACAGCUGUACCAGUUGGCGGACAGGCUCAAAUAUCACGAUCCAGCACUAAACGAAGACCCACCCCUACUAGAAGAGGGUGAACAGAGUGAACCCUCCCCGCGCCACCAGCAAUGGCUCGAUGACGUCGCCGGGGUGGCACAAGUGUUAGAGGCGGAAGCGGAAACGUCGAAACAGGCGACGCCCGUGCACCAACCACCGCCGGUCGAAAUGUACGCGCCAACGCAGUACUCGUGGGAGCAGACCCAACAGGCGCAACCACCAGAAAUGUACAACACGGUAUCGCAACCGUUACAAUCGGCGUACCCGGAGCCCUAUCAACCCGAGCCCUAUGUACCCGAGGAGCCCUACUACCCGCCUCAGCAGUCCACAGAGUACGCGGAUCCGGAGUAUUGGCCGCAAGACCACUAUCAGUACGAGGCGACGGCGGACGCGGGCGCGGCAGCGGGGCCGGGAGCGGACGAAGCAGACGAGCCGAGGCCACAGAUCACGAUGCCCGGGGCGACCGCGAGCAGGCCAGCGUUGUACGCGGACUAUGAGGAUGACAGACCUCCUAGUGCUGAUACGGACCGUGAUACGGACGCUCCAAAGCCGGCCAAGAAGUCAGACGCCAAGAAACAGGAGCCACAGAAGAAAUCCGGCUGGCUCGGCGGGAUUUUCACCAAACUCACGCUGCGGCCGCCCAAUCAGAUGAUACUGCCUGACGACAAAAACCCCUCUAUCGUGUGGGACGCGGUGAACAAGCGCUGGCAGAACCUGGACGCCGACGGCGAUGAAACGGCGUCGGCGCCGCCGCCGCCGCCAAAAACCGCCGACAUUCCAGCCAUGCAUACGUCGUCAGCAUUACAAGCGCCGCCUGCGGCCGGCCUGCCGCCCACCGCGCCCGUUUCCAAUAUUUUCAAAAUGCAGAAGGGCAGACACAUAAAGAAAUCGUACGUGGACGUGUUCAACCCGAGCGGCGCGCCGACGCGACCCCUGCCGCCCGCCUCCGAGGUGCUCGGCCACGGGCCCGCGCUCGGCGCUCCACCGCAGUACAUGCUUCCACAACAGACCUUUGAUCCGUCUCAAUCGCAGCCCGGUGGCACCUACAACACUGGAUAUUGAAGCCCGACGAUCUCGCCGCACACGUCUCAUAGCCGACCAAUGACGAACACCGACGGAUUUUCACGUCAUGACGGGUUUUCACGUCAUGACGGAUAUACACGUCUCACAGCCGACCAAUGAAGACCGACGGGUUUUCACUUCAUGACGGAUAUACACGACUCACAGCCGAUCAAUGAACGCCGACGGGUUUUCACAUCAUGACGGAUAUACACGUCUCAGCCGACCAAUCAACGCCGACGGAUUUAUACGUCAACACGGAUAUACACGUCUCAUAGCCAACCAAUGUACACCAGUGAUGGAUUUAAACGUCAUUCGCCAAACAAGCAUGAGAGAGACGUAACUAAAUAUUACGGCAAUAUAUGUGACGUUUUCAACUAAAAGGUACCACAUUGUCGCUUGGUUGAUAAGGUUGAUUUCUAAUCGAAGCUAUAUGGAAAUAGCGCCUUACUGACAAGCGAUAAUAAGUACCCUUUUGGUUGAAAAUGGCACAUAUAUAAUAAAAUAAUAAUAAUAUACCAGCCUAUAUAACGCCCCACUGCUGGGCACAGGCCUCUCAUGCACGAGAUAAUAAACUAAGGAAUAUUCUUGAUACAAGGACAUUUAAAGUAUUAAAACUGAUGAUCUGUUAAAUACCAUUAUCGGUGCAAUCUGCGUUUGCGUUGUGUCAUUUUGUUUGGGAUUUUGAGUUUCCAAAAAGUCCCGUUUGGCGCGCUGUUUAAAAUCCCAUGGACAAAACGCGAAUUCACGUCACGAUAUCCAAUUAAAUUUCUAUGGGUUCUGGAAAAAAGGUAGGUCUAAAAUUAAGCGAUUUAUUAUUGUUUGUGUUCCUUAUACCCCGGCCACACACUCGCAGGAAAGUAGGCAGAGACAAGAGCCUACUUCCCUCGCUAAUUUCCAUGCCACUAGUCGAGUAUGUGGCCGAGGUAUAAAAAAAAAGUUAACACACUCACUGUACUUUUAUUACAUACAUUCAUUAUGGCAGCUGUAUAAUAAUAACUAUAGAGUUUGAGCCUUCAAAAAUAUUAUUUUAUUUUUAUAUUUUAUUUUAUUUAAUGAUGAUAAUUAUAUUAAAUGAUGUAAAUAAAAUUUAAUAAAAUUUCUGGUUCAGUAUUUUAAUUUGAAGCUAAUGGAACGAAAGACGAAUUAAUUAAAUACACAUAUAGGUUUAAAAAAAACCUUUACGAGGCCCAAUGUGCAUUAAAAUGUAUACUACGUUUCAAUCUAAUGAGCAUCUGUCACCACCCAAAUAAACUCGCAUUUCUAUUGUUUCAUUUCUUUCUCAAAAAACUUCUAUUCAAACAUAGACAUAGUAUAUACAAGUAGUUAUAGACGCGCCACCGAGCAUAGGAUUUUUUCUCUUUCACUCUUAUAAAUUUCGGUAUUUCGCCAUCGCCUCCUACCUAUGAUGCCACCCGGUCGGUGAUAAGGACAAAGCAUUGCACUAUUUUCUCUCCUCUUAUACGAAUCGCAAUAAGACUAUCUUUCUCUAUCAAAGAAUGUCAGGCCAAUGUAUUCAAAUCAUUUUCUUUUUUCUUACUGUCAAAAUAGCCAAAUAAAUUUUUAGAUAGGAAUUGUGUCAAUAAAUAAAUGCUGUCUACGUUUUUCUAAUAAUUUUCCGGUGCUUUAUUUCGUAUAUAUCGUGAAAUAAUUACAUGCAACAUCCCAUCCCUAUUGAUUAUGCGACAAGGUUUAAAUUGAAAAUAGGAAAAUUUUCACAGUCUUUGUGUGUGUUUUGUGUGACCGUUUGUUACCGUGCAAUACUUAUAACUGUGUAAUUAAAUUUUGUUAUAUCUUUGAAAUCAACAUGCAUCUGCAAGUAUUUUAUUGCUGUCUCCCGAGACAUCUAUCUCUUCGCCCGUACAGUUAUAUCUAACCGCAGAAGGCUCAGGCUUUAUCAAAUACUUAAAUGAUAACGUUUCCUCGAAGUACAUACAUAUAAAUAAAUAGUUUCGCGAUAAAUUUGUACAUAACAUUUUUAAACGAAUGGUACAGACGUGCCGUUCACACAUAGAAACGCAAGUGAUUUUUGAUGUAUAGUAUGUCCUCCUUGUGGCGGAAAAGAGAGUUCUCGACCCUAUCCCCCUAAAGCCCAAGGUCCUACCUAUAGUACAUCUUAAGUUCGAUGAAAUUUAAACCAUAUUCAAAUGGAACAAAGUUGCAUUUCUUUUGUUUGGGUAAAUUUUCAAACAAACAAAAAUUAACUCUAUUCCCUGCACUAUAGUUUCAAAUUUCAGUGGCAAAUGUUGGGUGUUUCAUUUGUAUGGCUGGGCCUUAGGAGGCUGUGACUAUGACGGUCCCUGCAAUACACAUACAUACCUAUAAUCACGCCUAUUUCCCGGAGGGGUAGGCAGAGACCACGGAUUUCCACUUGCUACGAUCCUGACAUCUUUCGCUUCCUUCACUUUCAUAACAUUCCUUAUACACGCUCGCCGGUUUAGGGUGCUCUUGACCUAGCCUUUCUUCAGGAUUUCCCCGAUCUGAUCAGAGAAAGUCCGCCGAGGUCUGCCCCUUCCAACACAUUUUAUAUUUCCCUGCAAUAGAUUUUAUAUUUCGGUCUUCUCCGUAAAUGUUAAUGCCAAGUUUCAUGGUAAUUUUCAAGCAAGUCGUUUUACAUUUAAAAUGAGACCGUAAAUUCAAUUGUAUGAGAGCGGCGGAUUCGUGGGAAGUGACGAAUGGUUGGCAACCUAUUAACCUUAAUGUUUCUUUGUUAAUAAUUAUUUAACUAUCAAAAGUUAUGUACAUUUUAUCGCGUAUUAACCUUUUGGACGCCAAUGACGGAUAUAACGGCACCGCAGGUCCAACGCCAAAGACGGAUUAAUCGGUCACAGACCACUGAGCAACAUAGACGUACUUGCAUGUGCAUAAAGUUCAAUUUCAGUUUUGACACUUCGGUGACGUGGCGUCCGAAUGACAGCUUUUGUGAUUGUGUCUGACACGGCGUCGAAAAGGUUAAAGUAAUACUAUAAAACUAUAGGUGAUAAAUAGGGAUGAAAAUUCCGGAAAAAUAAUCAAAUGUUUUUUCGGGAAUUUUACAAUAUUUCGUUUAUUUCGGGUUCUUUUCCAGUUCUAUUCAGAAAAUAUAAAUACGUCACACACAACGCCACUGAUGAGUGAUGACAGUGUCAAUGCCAUAAACAAACACAUUAGACAUGCAACCUUAACCUACUUGUUUACAUUCCUAAUUAAGUAUAUUGAAAAAUACAUUGUUUUUUUUAUUUCGAAAGAAACUUGAAAAAAGAGAUCCGUUUUGAAAUUUUCCCGAUUUUUUCAACGCUAGUGAUAAACAUAUAAAUGCAACUUGAAUAAACUCAAAGCUGUGUCACAGAAAAUUCAGGAUGGCCCAAAAAUACUUGUUGAUAAAAGUAUCAACAAUGAGGGCUAACGCGUAUGAAUUCGCCGCUAGGGGCGCUAGUGUAGAUGGUGGUCUUUUCCAUAGUUCGAAAUGUCAAAUGUCACUUGUCACUUCAAUGACUGACAGCUGUUCUAUAGUCUUUUGGACCACCAUCAACAGAGGCGCCGGACUUCCGGUUCGAGCGCCAUCUUGAUAGUUAGCAUCGUGAUUAAUUACUUUGUUUUUUGCUCAUUAAUAUUGUUUAAAGUGUAAUAUCGAUAGCUUAUUAUACAGUAAACUAAUGUGGUAGUGUGCAGUGAAUGGAAAAUUAAUUUUGAAGCGCGUUUAACCACCAUCUUGGAGUCAACGGCCGGUAGUCCACGUGCUUCUUGUAAAGUCUAGCUAUCGAUUUACAAGAGCUAACAAAUCACCGUACACUGUCUUGUACAACCGUACAAUUUUUGUCGUUUUUAAACCUCUUAAUACCUUGAUACUGGCGAAAUAGUCCCACUGGGCUGAAGCCAUAAUUUUAAAAGAAGAACAGAGGCGCCAACUGGUGAGAAAAAAACGAUAGCCCUCAUUAGUCUCAAAACUAAAGGAGAAUAUUAAGACAAUACGUUUUGCUUUAGUUAAACGAUUGUAUAUUUAAUUUUUAAUGAAAUUUUGUGAAAGAUGUGCAAGUAAGAAUAAUAUUCGGAAAAAAAAUCGUCAACAUAUUUUUGGGACCAGCUGUGCUGUACAACAGUAGAUUGAUUUUCAGACGUUAUUAUGUACAGGAUGACAUGUAAAGUACCGGUCAAUAAAAUACCGGCUAAGAUGACAGAUUAAGUAAUGAAUAAGGCACUAACGGUUUUUGAAGUAUUUUAUUUUCUUUAACAACUGCAACCAGUUAUUGUUAAAAACAAAAGUGUAUUCGGAUAUUAUUAUUGCACGGUAUUAUAAGAAUUGAUCAGAAAUUUAUAUUCGUGAGGGUAGUCUACGGUUACUUAGUAAUAGCAAAUCAAUAAUUAGAUAAGACUAUGCAAUAAUUAUAUAAGUCGCAAUAUUUAAGAAACAUAAUCAUGAUUCAUGACCAUUUCAUUUAUACCCUAAAAGUGAUAUUUCUGUGUAACUAUUUAGAUUAACAUCGACGCAACGUCUUAUAAUUUCUGAUCAUAUUAAUCAACAAAACUAAUUACUAAUUUUAAAUUAUUAUUUUUUGCAUUCCUGGGUCAAAAUUCUUUUCGUUGUUUUAUUUCUGACCACUCAGUCACGCUUCUAUUUUUACACGACUGCCCAAAAAAAGGUGUUGGUUUCAGGGUUCAUGUUUGUAUGUGAGUUUCUUUAUUCCACCAUAACCUCUAAAUGCCUUGACCGAUUUAGAUGUAUGAUAUAUCAUUAGAAUCCUUACGUCAUCCCGGGUGACAUAGGCUAUAUGACGUCAUAAUAAAAUCAACAUGGCGGACGUAACACAAUAACGCGCGACAUUUGGAAAAAAAACUUGCAAUUUUAUCGAGUGGGGUAUCAAAAUGAAGAGAUUUGAGACGAUUAAAAUUCCGCAGUCGUGUUUUUUAAUUUUUUAAUUAAUUUAUUAACCGGAUUAUUGUCUUUUAUCAAAGAAAUAAAAAUAGUUGAGUGCUAUUGCAUGUCUUUCUAGCUGUAGAUUAUAAUUUUCUAGAGAUAAAACUAAAUUUCACUCCAUGCAAAAAGCUCCAGUCCGUCAAAUUUUUUGGGGACAAAUAACAAAACGAAAAUAAUUUUGACCCUCUAAAUUUGUCCAUGAGUAUAUUUUUAUUGUCAUCCGUCACCCUGUAUAUAAUUUGUGUAAUAACGAUAUAAUUACUUUAGUCAUGACGUCCGUUUUAGAUACACACUUGCGACAGCCUUAAAUCCAUUUUGUUAUAACGAUAUCAAUAACAAUUAAUUACGGCAAUCAUUUUAUCGGCAAUAGGAUAAAUGAUGCGGUUUUUUUCCGAAUUAUCUCAGAACUCGUUUAAGAUACAAUAAUAAAAUAUAAAUCUUAUGAUAAUGGGGUUCUAAUCUAAGCGUUGUAUCGUGUGGAUAGGUGUGUGUGUGAGUGGAGAUAUUGUGCGAGUUUUGUUCACUUUAGGGUUGAAUUUUAUUUUUGUUUAGAUUUAUUAUGUCGUCUGAAUUGAGUGGAGUUAUCUAUUCUGACCAAUAAGAGCGCAUUUUUUUUACUAUGCCCUAUAAUUCCUUACACUGAGUUACAAAAUUUGUAAUCUUCGUAACUCAAUAGAAAAUUUGAACAAUAAUUUUUAUGAAAUGGGAAUGCCUAAAUGGGCCAAAAUUUUAUUUUGGCAGAUUUUGAUAAAAAAUGCUAGGUUUGAAAAGCUCCUUGUUCUGGUCGGAAUAAACACGAAAUCCAAAUUUGGGACAAAAGAAAUACGAAAAUUCCCAUUUACGGAAAAUUCCAUACGUUUUCCGUAACUCAGCGGAAGAUUUUGUAGGACAUACAGUGAAAUUGCGCUUAUGUUGUACAGAAUAAGGAACUAUCUAUCCACCGAAUUUUAUCAGAAUUUAAUAUAAAAAAUUACUCAAUAAUAUUGGGCUCUAGCCGCGCGCGUCAGUUAACGUUAAUGCACAAUGUUAAUUAUUUCAAUUUUGUUGCCUUAAAAUAGCUAAAAAAAACUAAAGAAUGCGUCGUCAUGUCUCGGCAAUAAAAAGUUAAUAUUAACAUGUUAUUCAAACAUAUUUUAUAUCGUAAAAGUGACUUAAAGUUUAUAAAAUAUAAAAUGACGCGCAAUAUUAACUAGCAGACUAAGUAAUUAAGUAAUUAACUUUGUAAAAUGAGUAGGGUAGGGUAGGAAACAGUGGCUCGAAAAAAAAAGCCGGGUACAGUGGCUCACUCAACCUAAUUCUAACAUCAUAGAGGCGAUAUUGGGGCGAUUGAGCCACUGUUCGAGCUUUCCUAUCCUACCCUAGUAUAAUAAAUUAAAUGAGAUCGUAUGGAAAUGAUUUUGAGAAGUUAUUGGGACGAUAAAUGAUUUCGCGGAUGAGAUUGGCACUAAUUUGCUUUGUUAUAUCAUUCUGUAUCGCUCACUAUGCAAUUUAAUCACACAAGGACAACGUGGAAAAGAGCGUCUAUAAGGGAAGACUGUAUACAAGCUCUUUCGUCGCUUUUAAUUGCAUAGGGACAGACAGACAGCAGGAAGCUUACUUUGCUUUAUACUAUGUAGUGAUUAGGUAAUUAAAAUAAGAGAAAGCCUAUUUCUAUAGGCUUACAUGAUUAUCAGGUUAUCACAUUGAUGCGGAUCCGCAUGUCGUUUCGGUGUGUGAGCGAGACAGUGUUAUGCACGUUUUAAGGAAUAUAUAGCAGUUUCACUCGCACACCGGAGAGGGGCGCGGAAGUGAUUUUAAUGCAUAUUGGGUUAAAUGAAUGUCACUUUAUUAUUUUAAUGUUAUUUAUAUUUCUUUAAAUGAUGUAGAUAUUUUUUUAGCUUGUAGCCAACUGUUUACGGUUCCGAUAUAAUAAUUAUUUUUGUGUAAAAUUGUAAUUAUGUUAUUGUAGUAAAUUAAAGGCGUGGUUGGUU
Cydia strobilella is the source of this 9266-nucleotide messenger RNA. It is a transcript of the gene Sec16, whose product is annotated as protein transport protein Sec16A. Bases 429 to 2405 code for a protein of 658 amino acids. Gene Ontology annotation, biological process: autophagy; COPII vesicle coat assembly; Golgi organization. NCBI's taxonomy places the organism in Eukaryota, Metazoa, Arthropoda, Insecta, Lepidoptera, Tortricidae. The record is from RefSeq and is a predicted model, not a curated record. The transcript has 17 exons. Gene Ontology annotation, cellular component: endoplasmic reticulum exit site; ER to Golgi transport vesicle membrane.